AUGCGUGCAGCGAGUGCUCCUGCAGAGGAUAGCCUCGUGAUGGGCCUGAUCGAGGACCUCAACGGCCAUCUGCAAGAAGCGGUCCACCAGCUCUCCGCGGAGCUGACGACUGCCAGAAACGUGAUCAAUACCCAACAGGGCCUCAUUACUACUCUCAACGCUAGGCUAGAGAGCCUUGAAACCUACGUGAACGCGCUACAAAGCCGUCAGAUCCUACCACUCGACCCCUUCACUGCAACGCGUGAGGUUGCGGCGCACGGGCCACCGCCAAGAGCCGCUUCCACGGGAGGCUUAGCGUCCACCCCAAUACAGCUAGAUGCCGCGCCUGAGAGCCGCGCGAUAAACUCAACCGCACCUCAGCCGCAGCCGCGAUAUCAGAAUCCAACAAAGGCUACGAAGCAAGCCAUACAGCCACCUGAGGGCCCUAAAAAGGUACCUGGAACCGCCGCGAAGACCACUAAACAGCCCGAAACUACCGCUAAGCCACUGACCAAGCCCGCACCUACGAAAUGGGCCGCUAUUGCCGCGAAUAAUACCCAAUCUAGAGGAUGGAAAACCGUCCAGUAUAAGAAACAGGCCUCAGCACCCUCUAAGGCUCUAUCGAUAACUGACUUGAAGCCUGUGAGUACCCGGAGCAAGGAGGAAAGACACCUCAUCUUUAGACGACAAUAUCCUAAAGAUGCUCCGACCGCAUUGAAAGCUGAUGUUCUCUUGGCCCUUAACCGUGCCCUUGCAAAGGCAGGUUUUCCUGACUUUGUAAGAGCAGUCGAUUCUGGAUACGCGGCCUCAGGAGCCUUGACGGUGCUCCUUGAGCGAGGAACUCGCAGCAGCACCCUCGUACCUGCUUAUAACGAUACUCUACUAGCCGCUGCAGUGCCUGUGGAUCGCUACAUGUACAAUGACCAAGGCUUAGGACUAGCCCAGGAAGAGAUUGAGUUGGGAACACCUUACAGGCUGAAACGAGAGCCAACAUGGCUCAAGAGAGCUAAGACGAUACAGGCUAGCAACCAGAGAUUUGCCACGAUUGUGAUCACAGUAGGUUCUUUAGAGGAAGCUCGAACACUGAUCAAUAAAGGCAUCAAGUUUGGAGGCCGACACCAUCGAGUAGCCCCUUAUUGGGAGUCAAAUCCUGAGAGUAUCUGCCCUCGAUGCUGCGGAAUUGGCCACUCUGGCUUCAUGGCUUGUGGUGGCAAGCCUCCUAAAUGCGCGAUCUGCGCAGGUGACCAUGAGGCAAUAGAGCACUCAUGUACAGUAGUGGAUUGUAGGGUUGGGCCAGCUAAACCUUGCAAACACACAGUAAUCAGGUGUGCUAACUGCAAAGGUGCACAUGAGGCUACAUCUCCUAAGUGCCCUAGAGCUAGGGAGGCUCGUCAAAGGGCUAUCCGGAGAAUGAGGGAACAAUCCUUACAAGACCUCAUCCCAUUAGAUGAGACAUUCGCGGUAGUGCCUCCAAAACCGGUACUGACCUUGGAGGAGAGACCUGGACAGUCUCUAGAGGAGGAGAUGUCAACUCCAGAAGAAGAUGAAUUGCUGCCUGAGAUGCAAUUAGAGGCUGAUAUUCACGAGGGAAAUAGCCAACAACCACUAGAGCCAGAGCUCAAGUCAGCCACUGAAGCGCCUCAAAGUGAGGAUCUAUGA
Talaromyces stipitatus ATCC 10500 is the source of this 1638-nucleotide messenger RNA. RefSeq lists its product as uncharacterized. The transcript has 2 exons. The record is from RefSeq and is a predicted model, not a curated record. NCBI's taxonomy places the organism in Eukaryota, Fungi, Ascomycota, Eurotiomycetes, Eurotiales, Trichocomaceae. The coding region runs from base 1 to 1638 and encodes 545 amino acids.